Molecule: messenger RNA, 2769 nt
Organism: Trypanosoma cruzi
Lineage: Eukaryota; Euglenozoa; Kinetoplastea; Trypanosomatida; Trypanosomatidae
Exons: 1
Coding region: 1-2769 (922 amino acids)
Source: RefSeq, a predicted model, not a curated record
AUGUCGGAAGCGGGGCUGACGGCUGGCAACGCGCCGAAUGGAAAGUCGCAGCUUGCUUUGGCCGGUGAGAUUGAGGGGUCGGAGGAGCAUCAGCGGGUGAUGAGGGCUACGGAUCUCCUCGAAGAAAACAUGCGGUUAAAGGCGCGGCAGACGAAGCUGCAAGACCAGUUGGAGGGCCUGAAGCACCAGCUGCUUGCGGAGAGGAGUGCCCGUCAGGGUCUUGGUGCCGAGUUGAGCGAUAUGACCGAGCGACUGCGGCGCACAAAGGACCAGGUUGACAAACAAAAGAAGGAAUAUGGCGAGGUCUCCUUGAGACUGUGUGCUGUGACAGCGGAACGGGACGAUCUGGAGUCAAAAGUGAGCGAGGUGUGGCGUAACAUGGCUGCUAUGGAGGAAACUCUGCGUGUCAAGGAAUUAGAGAACAAGAAGCUUCGAGAGGCGCUUGAUAACGAAAGGAAGGAACGGGAAGCUCAGGAGGUGCUGAUGAAAGCCAUGGUUUCCCAGAUAACUGCGUUAGAGCGACAAGUAGGAGUUAGCGAGGGCGCUGAAGAACUUCAUCGGCGGCUUGGCGAGGAUGCACUUUGCCGCGUCGGGAAAGAGGUGCAACGCGUCGCGCGCCGCUUGGAACGUGUCGCGGAUAUUUAUUCCGCCUCAUCACUCAAUUGGGAUCUCGAUCAAAAGCCGUUGCUGCUUCUUGCAGAUGAUGACGAUAUUGAUCGCGGAGUUAAUAUUCAUAAAGGAGAUGAUGAUGAUGAUGAUGAUGAUGACGAUAACGAUGUUGCGGUCGCUGUGGCUGGCGAUGGUCUAAACAAAUCAGAUGUUGAGAAGAUGACGCCAAAUGAUUCCCUUUCAAAGCGGAAAAAACGCCUGUUGGGCCCAAUUUACCAGGCGCUACGGCAUCUUGAACGGCAACUUCAAAUGCAACAUGAGGAGAAACGCACCACGCAAAAUGAGCGCCGUGUUCUUGAGUCCCACAUUGCGGCGCUGAAGGACGAACUGCAUCACUUGGGGAAUGAUGGAGACGACGUACGGGAAAGGCUGCUUAGGAGUGAGGCGCAAAGGGCGCAGGUGACAGAAACAUUGCAGAAGACGCGCCAGGCGUGGGAGCACGAGGCGGCUCAAGUGACAGAAACACGGUGCAAAGCUGCCUCACUUCUUCACUGUAUGGACGACUGGUGUGUAAUCGAGCAGCGUAUCUAUGAUAUGACUGAAGAGUUACGGCAACUGCGUUCUGCUGUCGAAGAGGGUCAUCGGACGCACAAGGCGUAUGUGAUACAAAAAGAAGGGGAGAUAGAUGCCAUGAUGGACUUACACCUGCGCGAGGCAAAUAUUCAGAAAAAUCAACUUGAACAGGCUCGUCAUGAAUGCGAACGAUUCAAGCGAGCGGUUGCAUCUGCUGUUAUGGAUAGUAGUCCUGUGAGUGCCGAUGGUGCACCAGCGGGAAUGCAGCGUGAGCAUGAUGCUUUCAGGGUGAAGUACCGAGAGCUGCUGCGGUACAUGGAAGAGGAACUGGAGCCUCUGAUAGCGGAACAGGCCAAGGCCUUACAGGAAGAAAGAAAAAGAGCAGAUGAGCUGCAACGCGCCAAUGGCGCACUGCGACUUGAAAUGAAACUGAUGAAUACUGCGCCUGGGGACGGCGGCGGGAGGCUGUCACUUUUUGAGGCACUUGUUCUCACCCUCCGUGUUCUGUCCGGUGCCAUGGCAGACAUGCGAGAGAUGUCGCAGCAACGCAGAGCCCUGACCCGCUACAUUCUUGCCUAUGAACACAUGUUUGGUGCUUUGAAUCUAUGUAGGGAAUCGACGUGGCCUCGUUCAGUGUUGCGUUUCCGCAGGGCCGUCGUGGCAGUGCUGGCCGCCCAACGGUUAAUUGCAUUUCGGAAGGCACCAUGGUGCAGUGGUGGCGUCAUCCCGUCGGUGGAACGGGGCACUGCACGCAUUCGUCUACCUCCCGAAACGUCUUGUUUGGUGAUUGGGGGGCUUAUUCGUCUCCCGCCGGUGGGAAGUGACGAUACCGCGGAGGAAUUUUUGAGGGAAGAAGCGGGAACAAAGAGAGAGGAAAAGAAUGCUGUUACUUUUGUGGCUGAGCGGGACUUGCGGCUUCCUGCCAUAAACAACAUGGCCAGUACGAAUUCUUUGGGUGAGGUGACCGUGCAGGGCCAGGCGCUGCGCGGCUUCAUGGACAGUUUGCUUGCAUUUGUGACGGUCCCCUCAGCGAUUUGGCCGCUGCGCAAUGUGAAGGAACCGCUGUGGCGGCGGCUGGCGACGGGGUUGCGUUCGUUGCGGCGAGUGUCAAGGCAGGACGGCGGACAAUAUGCGCUUGAAAAGCCACGUCUUUUGUUGCACCUUCCACCACGAGUUCCGCUUCGGUCAGAAUGGGGAGAAGCACCGCCAAUUCUCUCGCAGGCUGCUAGCAAUACGCAGUGGUCAACGAUUUACAACCGCGAGGGCUCGCAUGCUCUCGUGCAGCCAACAGCACGCGAACUGUCAGAUGCAUUAAGAAGUGCACAGGAGACUGAUGGGGAAAACGCUUCAACUGCAUAUCCGGCACCGCAACCCACAGCUUAUCACACAGAGGAAGCGUUAAGUCUUGAGGAGGCGAUCCGUCAGUCCCUAUUACGAGACGCAAAUGUCAGCAGCGACACGCAGGAAAUUCAAUCAGGGAGUGGCUUUGCCUCUGAGGUGCUGAACGUCAUUCGAGCACUCGACCAGCGUGUGGUGGGGGCUUUGGAGAGACAAGCGAAGCUUGCAGAGCGUCGUCCGCAUCGCUGA